Messenger RNA from Saccostrea cuccullata (small rock oyster), 1832 nucleotides. RefSeq lists its product as uncharacterized. Lineage: Eukaryota; Metazoa; Mollusca; Bivalvia; Ostreida; Ostreidae. The coding region runs from base 731 to 1672 and encodes 313 amino acids. The record is from RefSeq and is a predicted model, not a curated record. The transcript has 2 exons.
AAAUAGAAACUCGAUAUGACAACUGAUAAAAGUCAACCAGGUGUUAUUAAAAAUGUUAACCUGGUCAUUGAUCAGCUGUGAUCGAUAAGUGAAAUCUAAUUUUCCGUUUUGGAGCCGCGACUGGCGGCACAAGAUCAAUGAAGAAUGCCCGGUAUCAAAGCUUUCCCCUGAAGCAGGUAGAGUUCGGAACUGGCUGAUAAGGUAAACAAAGUGGUGGUUCUCCGAAACUGGAUACAACGAUUUGAAGUGCAAACCGGAUUUUAUGUGAAGUACACCAUCUUUGUAUCUAUAGACUGGGGGCGAGAUUUGUGUAUAUUAAGGGAUUAGAUUUUAAGCCUAAUUCCCGCUUUGUUCCAAAGAAGGAAACGCGAGGACCAGCGAACACCAUAGGCCAUGUUUUAUCGCAAUUAACGAUAUGCAGGAAAAUGAUAUUAAUUAAUUUCUACAUUAAUUAAUCAUCAGUAAGUGCUUAAUGGACAAAGAAGUGAAAAACUUGGCAUCAAUUUACUAAUUUUCGAAGACUUUCCAACAGGAUUAAUUUUUUAAAUCGUAGAACAAAGCUCUAAAUGCAGUUGCACACCACGUGAUUGGACCAUUUUUUCCAUGUAUUCUUAAUCAAAAGAAAAUGCUUUUGUCACCAAUUAUGCGUCACACAGGCGGCGUUUUCUCUCUGAAAUCUUACAGAGAAGACAAGUGAGAUAUUCUGUGGGAAAUCUUUUAAACUUUUGCAAUGCCAGCAUUAGAAACACCAAGUUUUAGUUCCUCUCGAAUACAGAGAGCUUAUAGAAUAAACAACAUCGAAUAUGCAAAACUCCAAGGAAAAUUAAAUCUACUGGAGAAGGAGAAAAUUCAUUCCAAACGAGUCAUAAACCAGGAUAUACGAUUGAUCUCUCUGACAUUAGACUACAUUAACAAUUGUAGCGGACACAGUCCUGAAGGCCUAGCACCGGAUUCUGAAGAAGAGUACGAACGAGAGGACGAAGGACCUUGCUUUAUGUACGGCGAAAGAAUCGUCAGCCGCAAGAAAAGACGGUUCAAACGUUCUCAGUCGGCAGCUGUUAACAGCAGAAGUUCCAGUAGUUUGUCAUCCAUUCCUUCUGCUUUACCCUCCGCCGUUCGCCCACAAAGCAGUCCUGUCGGUCGAGCCACUUUUGUGACGACUCUGCCGAAUAGAGACAAUGCAGGAGAAAACGAUCCCUGCUCAGAUAAAGAGUCGCUACAUUCCGAGAGCACGUCGUUAUCAUGGAUGUCUGGGUCGUCAAGUCUCACGAGAAAACUCAUAAAAGCAAAUCAGGGACGACCCAGACGAGAAAGUCUGCAUGAAAAAGGAACAAAGCGAGUGCGCAGUCAUAGUUCUGCAAAUAUCCAAUCACUAACAAGACAAUUGAUGCCACUUGAUGGUGGUAGCAAAGGAAAUGCUCGUGAGGAACGCCGCGCAUCUACGUCACUCGGAUGGAAUGCUGGGAUAUCCGAGAUUCUGAACCAGAGAAGACCUACUGUAACUUCUGAAGCGUGGAAAUCCCAUCUUGCUGGACAGUCUAAAUUUGGUGCUGCUCCCAUGUCAAUGGCCUCCCAGAGGCAACGAAUAAUGAACUGCAAACUGCAGAUUAACGAAGAACGAAAACAUGCUGUCAAUCAAAAGUUUAAAGAUUUUAUGAAAAAGAUUGGUUGAGGAUUCGUUUCACUUUUUAAAAGAACAUUUAACUUUGUCCAUAAAUGUUAUGUGCAUGAUGUAUGUCUUAUGUUUAAGAUUAUUUUUACACUUUUAUAUUCAGAAUUAUUUUUUGAAUGCAUAAAAGAGAUCAUACCAAUUUUAAUUAUGUUACAAUUUG